AAGGAUCUUAAAUGGAAUCAGAAUCCUCCUUUUCUUUCUUUUUCUUUUUUUUUGGUCCAAAUUAGUAUGAGAUUCUAAAGGGCUACUUUCUUGCCUGUCUUUCUAGAGAAUCAAGGGACAUGAGAAAUGGCACGACCAUCACAGAGUUCAUCCUUCUAGGCUUUCCUGAUACCCAAGGACUACAAAUCCCUCUCUUUCUCGUGAUCUUUUGCAUCUACGUAUUAACCCUUGCAGGCAAUGGGUUCAAAAUCUCCAUUGUCUGGGCUGAGCCCAGGCUACAAAUACCAAUGUACUUCUUCCUUUGCACCUUGUCCUUCCUAGAGAUCUGGUUCCCUACCGCGGUCAUUCCCAAACUAUCAGAAACGUUUGUGGUGGCAAGAACAGCUAUCUGCAUCCCCUGCUGCUUCUUCCACUUUUUCCCGGGAACCGCCGAGUUCUUUAUCUUCAUUGUCAUGUCUUUUGACCAUUGCCUGGCCAUCUGCAAGCCCCUUCGCUACCCCACCACUAUGACCAGCAACCUCUGCCUGCAACUUGCCCUCAGCUCCUGGGUGGUAGGCUUUACCAUCGUCUUUUGUCAGAUGCUACCGCUCAUCCAGUUGCCAUUCUGUGGCGACAAUGUCAUCAACCAUUUCUACUGUGAUGUUGGUCCCAUUUUGAAAGCAGCCUGCACAGACACAAGCAUUUUGGAGCUCCCGGGUCUUUUGGCGACCGUCCAGGUGAUCCCAGGGUCACUCCUCUUCACAGCGACUUCUUAUAUCUGUAUCCUGUCCACCAUCCUACAGAUCCCUUCAGCCACUGGCCAACAGAAGAUUUUCUCGACCUGUGCCUCCCACCUGACAGCAGUCUCCCUGCUCUAUGGUGCCGUUUUGUUCACGUACCUGAGACCCACAGCACACUCUUCCUCUAAGAUUAAUAAGGUGGUGUCAGUGCCAAAUACUAUCCUGACACCCCUUCUGAAUCCCUUCAUUUGUACAAUUAGAAACAAGGAGGUGAAAGCAGCCCUAAGGAAGGCAAUGGCUUGUCCAAAGACUCAUCAUCCAGAGGAAAACAUGCGACACAUCAAAUGAACUUAAGGCAGAUACAAAAGUUAAAUGUGAAAGAGGACUGGGGAGAAGAUGAGGAUGUGAAAGCAAACUAUGAUGGUAACCUUCCGUAUAAGGAUGUGUUCCCUAUGAAUGAACCACGAGUCCUCCUUCAAAAGAAGGGACCGAAUUCUCCAACAAGGAAGUCCCAGAAUACCUUCUGAUGCAUGAAGUACCACUAAGGACUCUCUCAAUUAUAAGCUGAAAGUAGAAACCACAGAAGUCAAGGACAAGUGUCAGUAACUUUUUAAAAAAAAUGUAAGGAAUCCCGUCUCCCUCUUUGUUUACAGUAACUCCCUUCGCCUCAUCUCCU
This is a messenger RNA of Felis catus (domestic cat), 1395 nucleotides long. RefSeq names its product olfactory receptor 6X1. Gene Ontology annotation, cellular component: membrane. Gene Ontology annotation, molecular function: olfactory receptor activity. The record is from RefSeq and is a predicted model, not a curated record. Gene Ontology annotation, biological process: G protein-coupled receptor signaling pathway. NCBI's taxonomy places the organism in Eukaryota, Metazoa, Chordata, Mammalia, Carnivora, Felidae.